Staurois parvus is the source of this 314-nucleotide messenger RNA. Lineage: Eukaryota; Metazoa; Chordata; Amphibia; Anura; Ranidae. The record is from the annotation of a GenBank genome assembly.
AUGUAUGUGAAAUGGUUUGAUACAGUAAUGUUUUACUAUGUUAUUGUAGUGAAUUUAGUGAAUGUCACUUUUUGACAUUUUUUAAAUUUCCCGCCGUUCCGUCCCCAUACGUCCCGACGUCGCAGGGGACGGAACCCAGAAGACAGAUGCCGGCAUCUGCCGGAGGACAUUACUGGGGACACUGCAGGAGGGAUAUCGCAGGACAAGGUAAGAGAAGAACAGAUCCCGGAGCAGCGCUGCAUGGUAUUCCCGAGUGUAGCUUGGUGUUACUGCUUGUGCUACACUCGGGAAUACCGCCAGGGAGGCUAAAAUAA